CCAUAUCUAUGGGCGCAGUCGCUUUAUGUGAUAUGUUGCUUGCUUUACGAAGGAUUCCUGAGCCCUGCCGAACUAGACCCUCUCAGCAGACGAUUGUCAUCUCAUGAAAAACGGCCGCCAUGUGAAGUUCAAGUGACAAUCCUGGCCAAAACUACGGAGGUACAACGCGAACUCCGUGCGAAUGGAAUCAACGUUCAACGGAUUGACGAGAUUGAUCCUGUGUUCACUAUAUUACCUGCUUCGUCUCUCGCUGAGAUUCAUUCGAGAAUUGGGCAAUCGAAGAAAUUGCGCUUAAGCGGACGCCCGUUAGAUCGAGAUGUCGGCCUGUUGAGUACAAGUCGUUUAUACCAAAUUGGGCAGAAGUUUGUAAUUUUCACACCCCAGUUCAUGGACAGCCGUCGAUCUCACUUGAUGUAUGAUAUCCGUAUAUUAAUGGAUGAAUGGAGUUCGGAGCUGCAAUACAUAUAUGCGUCGUGGAAUUCGGUUAGCAUCAGUGGAAGGCCAUUAGUUGUUCUGGUUGUCAACAGCGACAUGCUGACUACGGUAUAA
Molecule: messenger RNA, 549 nt
Organism: Ostertagia ostertagi
Lineage: Eukaryota; Metazoa; Nematoda; Chromadorea; Rhabditida; Trichostrongylidae
Source: the annotation of a GenBank genome assembly